This is a messenger RNA of Lethenteron reissneri (Far Eastern brook lamprey), 3100 nucleotides long. RefSeq names its product cdc42 effector protein 1-like. Lineage: Eukaryota; Metazoa; Chordata; Hyperoartia; Petromyzontiformes; Petromyzontidae. Gene Ontology annotation, cellular component: plasma membrane; cytoplasm; cytoskeleton. The record is from RefSeq and is a predicted model, not a curated record. Gene Ontology annotation, biological process: positive regulation of actin filament polymerization; Rho protein signal transduction; regulation of cell shape. Gene Ontology annotation, molecular function: small GTPase binding.
CGCGUGCGGCACUCGCCGGGCCGACGCCACCGUGCGAGCAUCUCGGGACUACCGCCUCCACGCCGACCUGCCCGCCUCGCACCCUCUAAUCCGCGACUCUUUAACUUCCCUGCGGCUCCUCGACUCGGCGAUCCCGCUGCCCUGACGACGACGACGGUGGGGAAGGUUGUUUUGUGGCGCCUCUUUUGGAAGGGAGGACGGGGGGAGAGCAGCCUAUGCAACGCGCCGUCCGCUAGCGCGUUAAAACCAAGGUGCUUCCUUCGCUGGGGGGACGGACUGCAGCCAUGCCCAUGUUCAGGCAAUCCAAGCGCAACUCGCGCAUCGACCGCGACAUGAUCAGCGGCCCGCUGGGCGACUUCCGGCACACGAUGCACAUCGGCCGCGGCGGGGAUGUGUUUGGCGAUACGUCCUUCCUGAGCAAGCCCGGGGCGCCCCCGGACCGCGCGGCCGACGCUACGCCGCUCCCCUCGCCUGCCGCCAGCCUCGCCGCCCCCUCCGACGCCUGGCCGGCGCCCGCCGCCGCCGGCGCCAAGGCCAAGUUCUCGUCGCCGGACUCCGGUCUCUUUGACGAGUCGGCGCCACGGGCGGACGCCGAGUGGUCCUUCGCCUCCCGCGGGAGCCGCGCCGGAGCCCCGUUAGCCGCGGCGGGCGGGCACGCCGCCAACGGCAAGCCCGCGGACGACGGGCGCGUCGCCAACGGCCACCCCAAGCCGGAGCGGAGCAGCGGCUCGGACAUCGAGUCUUACGACAACUACGGCGGAGACGCCGCGCCAUUCUCGUCGCCGAGCGGCGCCGACCCCAGCAUGGCGUUCGACCUGGACCUGGGGCCGUCCAUGCUGGACGACAUCCUCAGCAUCAUGGACGUGAAGGGAAGCUACGGCACCGCCUCUGCCUCGUCGCCGGAGAGGCGUGACCCGGCGCCAAGAAAAACGUGGGAAUUCCACCGUGACCGCGACGAGGACGAGGAGGCCGGCGAGGGGGCCGGCGGCCGUGGUCGCCCAAGCCGGGCCGGGACGACGGGCGACGGCCACGGCACGCCGGCGCCGCGCAACUGGAACCACGACAGCGGUGUGGUGUACGAGGCGGCGAGCCCGCGGAGGGACGACGUGUUCGGGGGUGCGGGGGCCAAGGCGACGCCGGCACCGUACGCCUCCCCGAGCCACACGGUGCGCUCGGCCGGCAGCCAUGCGUCGUCGGGCAGCUCGGCGGAGAGCGGCGUCGCGUGCGAGGACGAGCGCAGGAAGUUCUCGUCGGGGUCAUUCGACAAGCUCUCGGACGACGAGCCCGGGGAGUCCUACACGUUCGACGACGACGACGACGAGAUCAGAGUUUGACGGAGGAAGAUGGCGAAACUCAGAAAGAACAAACUUCACUGCGCGUCUUAAACGGGCGCUGCUGCUCUCGAAGCGCAGGGCCCCACGGUGGACUUGCAACCGAACGUUUUUUUAGUUGAUGGCAAUAACAGAACUCGGGAAGGAAUGAACUCUCUCUGCUCUGUAAUAAUUAGACGAACCCCUUUUUAAACGGCGGUGUUUAGCCCCCUCGGGUUUCUGCACGAGACUGCGGGUGCUCGCGAACUCGCUCGUCACAUUCUCUUCAUUCUGCACAUCUCCCGUCGGGUGAAACUGGAGCCGUCUCAGCAGCAGCAGCACCACCACCACACCAGAUGAUUUUACUGGGAGAUGUCAUUCACCACAAAGAGCACCAACUUAAUAUUUAUAUGAUAGUUGAAAAGUUGCCAACACGUGAAAUUCUCUUUCUGUUAUUCAUUGUCUGUUUCUGUUGAGAGAGUUGCUGUUGUUCAGAGGGUGGCUGGUGUGUGUCUAUCUCUCUCUGCGUUACUCUCAUGGGUGAUAGAGUCCACGGUGUCGCGUCACGUUGGGCGUGUGAAUAUUGCCACUGCCUUCUCAAGGCCACUAAAACGUCGUUUGUAUUUUUCUUUUCACGAAUGCUGCUCUGCUGAAAUGGACACCCUACUUAAUGACCACCACAUGGUAUGCACAUUAUUUUCACGUUUGUGAGAAUUACAACACUAGCCAAAGGGAUAUACAUGGCAGUUGUGUGUAGAAUGUGCUUUAAACUUUCAUCUCUAAAUACACGCAGGUCUUUUAGUUAGUUUAAAUUAUUCUGCUGCUUUAAAGCUUUGUAAUAUUUUCAAGCUGUGUUUUUAUAAUGUAGACCCGUUGUAGUUAACAAUCGUUUUGCAUCACACAUCGGUUCUGCCCACACUCAGCCAUAGCACACUCGGUUAACCCUCACCGCUGUGCACAUCGAAGCGAGCACACGGAGUGUGCGUGUGCGUGUCAUUGGCGGAUGCUUGCCAAGGUUUGGAAUGAACGAGGAUCGCCAGCAGCCCCUGCACUCUUCACCGGAAGACCAUGCGCAACACGAACGCUGACAUUUUUUUAAAGCAGAAAAUAACUUGGAGGUUGAACAUAAUGCUUCAUUGGUUUGGCUCUGGUUUGACGAUUAGAAGUCUGUAAGCUACGUGGAUGGUUUCACCACGGUGCUGUCAUGGGGGCGCGACUUGCCGCGGUGGUGCCGAGCGGUCCUCCUCUGGAUCUGGGGAUGAAAAUCAUCGGCGGGCAAUCCAAGUGGGCUCCUGGAACGCGAUCUGCCGCGUUGUUUUCUACCUGCAUCCUGAAUUGAAGAGGAUGCUGCCACUGGUUCUCAAGAUGGUUGUCCCAUUCAUCUGACCGUAUCUGCGUCUGGCGGAGGUCCGGAGGUUUGGAGAGGUGGGCUGCUGCCGUGAACGACGAUGUCUUUCGCUUUGACAUGACCUGCAGACCUGUAGGAGAAGAGCUUGCUGUUUAAACCUCGUGGUGGCAUGGAUCGCGGUCACGUCAAACGCAGGCCCAGAUUUAUCACGUGCAACAGGAUUAAAAGCGACACAAGAUGCAAGCGUGCAGUUUCCAUUGGUAUCGUUACGAACUUGGCUACAUGCUUAACGGGAAUAACGUCUACUGUGAACGUUUAUAACGAGGUGGAAAUAUAUUUUGCUCAAAAAGAACAAAUGUGUAUACACAAUAACUAUGUAAUCCGUUAAAUAAUACUAAUUGCUUUCCUGUUGGUACUUUAGAAUAAAAUAACAUUUUUGAAA